GUGGACGAUACACUCAACUCUCAUCAUCGCCAUUACCAUUCUCCCAGUUUUUCAAUUUUUUCUUCCUUCUCAACUCUCUCAAAAUGGCCUCAGUCUCUGCUUUUACAAUUUCCCCAUCUUUCCCAUUCUCUACCUCCCACAAACCUAAGAAGAAACCUAUUUCCUCGUCCAUCUUCUCUCAAAAGGGUUCUCAAUUCGUGCCCCGACGGGAGAUUUUGAAAGGAUUCACUCUCCUUCCUCUUUCUUUCCCUCUUUUCCAAUCCUUAAAUCCACUUCCUUCUCUAUCCAAAGAGAUCGAAGUUGGCUCUUAUCUCCCUCCCUCACCCUCUGACCCUUCUUUUGUCUUCUUCAAAGCUUCCCCAAGUGACACCCCGGCUCUUCGUGCAGGAAAUGUGCAACCAUACCAGUUCAUUCUGCCCCCAACUUGGAAACAAACGCGCGUAGCUAAUAUUUUAUCUGGUAAUUACUGUCAACCCAAGUGUGCGGAGCCUUGGGUGGAGGUAAAAUUUGAAGAUGACAAACAAGGGAAAAUCCAGGUAGUGGCUUCUCCUUUAAUACGUCUGACUAAUAAGCCUAAUGCUACAAUUGAAGACAUAGGUAGCCCUGAGAAGGUAAUCGCUUCUCUUGGCCCUUUUGUUACUGGAAGUACAUACGAUCCUGACGAACUUCUUGAAUCAUCGGUGGAGAAACUUGGUGAUCAAACGUAUUACAAAUACACAUUGGAAACUCCUUAUGCUUUGACGGGUACACACAAUCUGGCUAAGGCAACGGCAAAAGGAAGCACCGUUGUGUUAUUUGUGGCCAGUGCUAAUGAUAAACAAUGGCAGGCUUCUGAGAAAGUUUUGAGAACCAUGCUUGAUUCUUUUCAGCUCUAAUUCCUUUCAACACUACAUUCAAAAUCAGGUAAUAUGUGGAUGGAAAUGUGAACCAUUGAUCUUUUUGGUGGAGGCCAAGUUUCUCAAGAUGGGCCUUUCUCACCUUGAUUUUAUUUUUUUUACGUUAGUACGUAAAUUUUGAUAUUUGUAUCUAUUGAAUAUUUUUUAUGUCUAAUAAACUUUUGAACUAUAAAAUAUAUUUUGUGAGUUCUUAA
Cucumis melo (muskmelon) is the source of this 1090-nucleotide messenger RNA. Its product is annotated as psbP domain-containing protein 6, chloroplastic. Gene Ontology annotation, cellular component: extrinsic component of membrane; photosystem II; photosystem II oxygen evolving complex. The record is from RefSeq and is a predicted model, not a curated record. Bases 84 to 875 code for a protein of 263 amino acids. The transcript has 4 exons. Lineage: Eukaryota; Viridiplantae; Streptophyta; Magnoliopsida; Cucurbitales; Cucurbitaceae. Gene Ontology annotation, biological process: photosynthesis. Gene Ontology annotation, molecular function: calcium ion binding.